GUCUGUUCAAAACGAGGACCCAACACCACAGGAUGGUUGGGAACAAAGAGUACGUUGCAAUAUUUUGCUCAAGCCAUCUGGGCGCAAGCGUCUGAGGACCCCCGCAGUUCGCCGGGCAGGGUGGCAAGAGGUGCCCCCCCGCGAUGACGUCCCUGGUGCCCGUUUUGUGUGGUCUUCUCUUUCUGGCGGCGGUGGCGGUGGAGGUCACGGAUGCGGACUGGGAGAGGGAAACCUCGGGCAAGGUCGUCUUGGUGAAGUUCUACACCACGGAUUGUUCCCAUUGCAAGACGUUGCAGCCGCACUGGGAGCGGUUGACCGCGCAUUGGCAUUCAGAAGGCCGAUUUCGGGACGAGACGAAGCUUGUCGAGGUCAAUUGCGACAAGGGCGCUGGCACGGGGCGCCUCUGCUCCCAGCACGGCAAGGCGGGCUUCCCCACCAUCAAGUGGGGUAACCCCAACGACUUGGACGAUGUCUCCAUCCCGCGUCGGGCGUUCGAGGAACUGAAGAACUUCACCGACGAGAACCUGAAGCCCCUUUGCGGCAUCGACAGACCAGGCGCCUGCGACGAGAAGCAGGCGGCCAUGCUGGCCAGGAUCCAGGGCCUCGACGAUGCGGAGCUCAAGCGCAAGAUAUCGGCCGCGGAAGAGAAGAUCAAGGCGGCCCUGGCUGAUUUCGACAAGGGCGAGAAGAAGCUGCAGGCCAAUUACCGCAGGGACACUGAGAAGCACGGAGGGAAGGGCAACGUGCCCGAGGGAAAGUUGCGGGCCAUGCGCUCGGACUUCGAAUUUCACCAUUCCGAGAUCCGCCGGAAGAAGGAGAAGGCCGUUUAUGAGGUGAAGGAGUCUGGUCUCCGCCUGGCGAUGGCCGUCCUAUCCGACAGGGAGAAGAAGAGGGCGAUGAAGGACGAGUUCUGAGCUGCGUGCAUGCAGGACCUCAGAGCGUUGCAGCGCGCGCGUUCUUGUUGCCCGCCUUCAUGUCGCACAGUUGCUUUUUGAGCGAUCCCGAAUCAAUGGGAGCCGAGGGGCCGUGUUGUGAAGAACGCGUUCGUCUUUGCAUUCGUGAUCGCAUGCGUUUUCCCCGCUAUACCCCCGUCAUCUGUCUGGUAAUGGACAGCACUGGUGCGCAUGUUGGGCGUAAGAGUAUUGUCCACGUGUGCAAGGACAUCCGCGCUUAUCGCGUCGUGCCCGGGCUGCGCGGAAUGAGACCCAGGCUGCGCGGAUUGAAUGCCCGCUGGAGGCGGCACGAAAGUCCAGACAGAAGAGGUGUCCGAAACAGUUAUGAAUGUGUCCCCUUCUCUGGUUCAGGACAGAAGGGCGCCCAGUCACUCCUCCCGCGUUGAGGAUGGCAAGGAGGACAGGGGCGGAGCAGGA
This is a messenger RNA of Prorocentrum cordatum, 1370 nucleotides long. NCBI's taxonomy places the organism in Eukaryota, Dinophyceae, Prorocentrales, Prorocentraceae. The record is from the annotation of a GenBank genome assembly.